UCCUGUGGUCAAAGCUAAAUUUUCAGCAUCAUUACUCUUGUCAUCAGUGUCACGUGAUCCUUCAGAAAUCAUUAUAAUAUGCUGAUUUGCUGUUCAGGAGAUAUUAUUUAUAAUUGUUAUUAACAACAUUGAGUACAUUUCACGUUUCAGGAUUCUUUGAUGAAUAGAAAGAUCCAAAGAUUAGCAUUUAUUUGAAAUAAAAGGCUUUACCAUUACAUGAUACGCUUCACCAUUUAAAAGCUUAUAGUCAGUAUAGUGGAGUCAGUUUUUUGGGGGAAAGAAAUGAUAGAAAUUAUUACUUUUAUUUAGCAGGGAUGCUUUAAAUUGCUCAAAAGUGAUAAUAAAGACAUUUAUAAUGUUACAAAAGAUUUCAGAUGAAUGCUGUAACCUGAAAAAAACUCUACUCAACAUAAUAAGCAGCAAGAAUUAUUAUUAGUAUUAGAAUGAUUUCUGAAGGAUCAUGUGAGUGGAGUAAUGAUGGUAAAAAAUUGCCAUUGAAAUCACAGGAAUAAAUUACAUUUUAGAAAACAAACAGGUAUUUUAAAUAGUAAAAAUAUAUAAAAAUAUGUUUAUGUUUUUCUGUAUUUUGGAUCAAAUAAAUGCAGGCUUGGUGAGCAGAAGACACCUCUUUAAAAAUCUGACUGUUCAAAAACUUUUGACUGGUAGUCUAUGUAUGUAUAUAAAGUUGUGAUAUGUAAAUAUGUGUAAAAUAUCAGUGUACUAUCAACACUUUGUUUUGGCUGUUUGUGUUCGAGUAUUUGUCUACUGGUGGUUGAGGUCCGUGUAUUCCGUAACUAAGCACAGAGCGGCAGUGAGGGUGUUUGUGGUGUGGGAUGGGCCGCUGCAGUCGCGCUGUUUCUGAUGGGAGACUCGAGUCGAGCUGCUCAUCCACACACUGGCCGUGUCAUGUCACACGAGGACAGAAAGAAUGCGCUGAUCUCCCCAUCCACGACCCGGCCGACGGACGAGGACAUGUACUAGAGGACCCGCUAUGAAUCGCACUGAGAUGGAGAUGUCAGGGCCAGGUGUGAACCGACACGGUCGUACAGUGAAAAGGAGACGUUGGGGAAGACUGAGGCAGCAAUGGAAACUCCUGGGUCUGUUUGAGAUCGACCAGCAGCAUGAGUUUUACAGUCUCACCUGUAUGAUGAAGGAAGGGCUGUGUGCCGCUGUGCAGAACACCAUUGACAACCCUUUACCUGAUGAGCUGUCUGAGGAUGACUAUAGUCUUGAGGUUACUCAAAUCCAUAAGGACUUCAGGAUGGAGACGUACGCUGGGCCGGUUUUUGCCAGCCUGCGGCGCUCCCUGGGGAUGACAGAGAAGGAAUAUCAGCAGUCUCUCUCCUCCGAAGGCAGCUACCUGCAAUUCAUCAGCAAUUCCAAGAGCAAGGCAGACUUCUUCCUAACUAAUGACAAACGGUUCUUCUUAAAGACACAGAGUAAAAGAGAAGUGCGAUUUCUCUUGUCUAACUUGAGAAUCUACAUAGAACAUUUGGAGAAGUACCCACACUCUCUGCUCGUCAAAUUUUUAGGUGUUCACAGGAUCAAAAUUGCACAUCAGAGAAUGAAGUACUUUAUUGUGAUGCAAAGUGUCUUUUACCCUGAUGACAGAAUCACAGCAAGGUAUGAUAUAAAAGGCUGUGAGGUGAGCCGGUGGACGGACCCAGCGCCUGAAGGAAGCCAGAUCAUUGUUGUUUUGAAGGAUCUUAAUUUUGAAGGACAGUUCAUUCAGUUAGAUCAGCAGCGCCCUUGGCUCGUGCGUCAGGUGGAGAUUGACACUGCCUUUCUUCAGACGCUCAAUGUGCUUGACUACAGCCUCCUGCUGGCCCAGCAGCCCCUGCACCAAGAUGAACUCAGCCAGAGUCUCUCUUUCGCAACACUCAUCAUGCGUGCCAAAAAAUCCUUCUCUUUCUUCUCCAAACGGCCAUUGGCAGGCAGGUCAGUAAAUCCAUCAUCCAGUCCCACGCAUGCCACUUCGCCAACUGUUCCCGGGGUGGUGGCAGAGGAAGACUCCACACUCCUCUCCUCAGAAUUAAACUGUCCAUCAACACAGUGUCACAUAACAGAAAUGCACAGUGGCAAUGGUGAAACGGAUAUCGCAAGUCCUGAGGAAGACAAAGUUGAGCAACCCAGUAGGGUGGGAGCAGAGUCAGCCGAUCUAGAAAUGUUCCAGGCCCAGAACCGGAGACUCCUGCCCAACUUCAGGAACCCGCUUCAUGUCAUUGAUGGACCAGAGCAGCGUUACUUCAUUGGGAUAAUUGACAUCUUCACUGUUUAUGGAUUCAAAAAGAGACUUGAGCAUCUGUGGAAAAGACUGAGACACCCACGACAGUCAUUCUCCACAGUCAGUCCUCCAGCUUAUUGUCACAGGCUGUGCCAGUGGGUUCAGGACCAUACCAAAUAAAAUAAGAGCGCUUGGAUGACAGAUGGACACACUGUUCACACACCUGGCUUUUACAUACCUCAUUAUGUAAACACAGUGGAAAGGAUCUGAAUGUACAUUUAAGGGCGUUUGAACUUUUUUUUUUUAUAGAUUUUUGUUUGAAUACAGACGAUGCUAAUGCAAGUACUUCUUGGAACACUGUAGUUCAUGAAAAAUGCACAAGUUAAAAGUUGUAUUAAUUUAAUAUGGUUACAUAUGUAACAGUGCAAUGACUGUGAAUAGAGAUAAAACCCAUUAUUAAAACAUGAAUAAGGAGAGUGUAACUUUUGAUUUAAGCAUGUUUUAAAAUGAUAAAUGAAUUAUGUAAUACUGGUUACAUAUAUGCCAUUCAUUGAAAAGUACAUUGUUACCAUUUGAUUACCAGCUGCCCAGACAGAAAAGCUUUUAAGAAAUAACAAAGUAUCAACAAAAGCAGGAUCACUUCCUUCCUGCGGUCUGUCACGUUCAAAAACUGUAAUCUGAAACUACAUAAGUGGGCAUUGAAAUGUUUUCAGAAAUAUUUAAGCGGUAUAAUAAAAAGAAUGUUUAA
Molecule: messenger RNA, 2972 nt
Organism: Labeo rohita (rohu)
Lineage: Eukaryota; Metazoa; Chordata; Actinopteri; Cypriniformes; Cyprinidae
Gene: pip5kl1
Product: phosphatidylinositol-4-phosphate 5-kinase-like 1
Exons: 11
Coding region: 992-2404 (470 amino acids)
Biological process (GO): phosphatidylinositol metabolic process
Molecular function (GO): phosphatidylinositol kinase activity
Source: RefSeq, a predicted model, not a curated record